UACCAAGCUAGAUGGGCAUCAGGCCCAGGCCAAGUGACAGACUGUAUGGCUGUUGUCUGGAAACAGUCCCGGCUCACCAGAAGGUCAGCCCAGUCACCAGAUUUGCUUGGUCACAAUUAUGUGUGAAUCCACCUACUAAGGUAAUUCCCUGACAAAUCAAUGACAGCCAAACGAUGACAAGUUGUGGCCAACAGUCCUUGAAUGUGCUCACGGUCAUUCUCUCAUUGCUGUUCUCAGCAGCGCUGUCCGCACACUUUAGAGUCUGUGAGCCCUACACCGACCACAAAGGUCACUACCACUUUGGCUUCCACUGUCCCCGGCUUUCUGACAACAAAACCUUCAUCUUGUGCUGUCACCAUAACAACACGGUCUUUAAAUACUGCUGCAACGAGACGGAGUUCCAGGCGGUGAUGCAGCUGAAUCUCACCCAGCAAUCCGAAGGCUACAUGCAUAACAACUACACAGCCUUGCUGGGCGUCUGGAUCUACGGCUUCUUCGUGGUCAUCUUGCUGGUGUUGGACCUUUUGUAUUACUCGGCCAUGAACUACAAUAUCUGCCGGGUUUACCUGGCACGAUGGGGGAUCCAGGGAGCAUGGAUGAAGCAGGGUUCCAGCCGCUGGAGUAAGGCGGUUCAGAGUCCUAACCCUGCUCAACCUCCAUCCCUUGAGUUGGCAUCCCCAACCCCUGCUGCCUCUACCUCUGAGGCCACCCCGUCCCAGGCAACACAUAUUCUCAGAGGAGACACGCUAAGCCCACCGCCGCUGAUGUCCUUUCCGAGCUCCUCUGCCUGAAAAACUUCCUGCCGUGCCUCAGGAUGGGAGAGGGGAGAUUACAAAAACACGGGCAGCUUCCAGAAGGAACGACAUCCAGGGAGACAGAAGGAGCAGCCGAGCAGGCGGUGGCUGCUGGCGUGGGGCUUGCCUCUGCGUGACCCUCCAGCUGACUUAGGAAACAACGCUGCAGUGAGGAAGGGUGCCCAGGACGGCCGUCCAUAAGCAAUACUCCCAUUGUAGACUGAGAGCCCCAGAAAGACGAGGCCAUUUUUUACCAAGGGACUAUUGGCAAAAGCCAGGCCAGACCUAAAUGAAGAAGGAUUACAAAUGGUUCAAGUCACUCUCCUCUGCCUUCCCAAUCUCCAGUAGUCACCAAAUCAAGCUUAAUGUAAAUGUCAGAAUAUUGAAUCUUAUUUAACCUGGUCCGAACCCUGCCCCACAAAAACCAGAUCGCUAGAGUCUGAAGAGCUACGUCUGAAUUACUACCUGUGUGACAGCUCCUGGUGGAAAGUCACUUCAUCUCUCCAGGCCUGUUUCCCCAGAUCCUCCCCACUCCCGGCUCUAGACGCGUGCUGUCAUCAGCAUCAAAGGUCAGAGCCAGGAAGAGACUUUGGAGCACGCUGAUUGAUUUUUGACUCCAUCUAAUAGGACUUUUCCGUAAAUCUUUACAAAGUGCAUUAUUGUGGUUUUUUCCUAUAUGAGGUAGGUAGUUCCAAGACUGUUAUUCCCUACUUACAGAGGAGAAGACCGAGGGUCAGACUCCUGGCGGGUCAUCCCACCCAGGAAGUAGACCCUAUGUUUUCUGACUUUGAUUUUGGGGCUGCGCCCACGAUGACCACAAGACUAUCUUUUGUCCCUCAGUAAGACCCUUCCUGCUCUCACAUUCUGUGGCAAUUCAGGAAGUAUUUUGAGAACUUCCCGUAGCUCAGGGUUACCAGGGAGAAGACCGGUUACUGGCCGCAGAGACAUGGGAUUGUGGAUGGACUCAGGCUUCCAGGCACUGCCAGAUCCAGGUAAUGAGGGCUCCCCCUCGGCUUACCUGUUGUCUAUUCCAUGGCUCCCCAAGCUCUAGUCUCCUCCUACGUGAGCUCCUGCCCCGUCACCCAAUCCUUCAUCAAAAGAAAAAGUGGUAACGCCGCCAACGAAGCUUGUGUUCACGAAGGAAUUUGUAUUCACUCCUGAUACGUGUGACUUACUGUAUUUUGUAUGGUUCUUUUCCCUCUGGGAAUUGUGUGUUAUUAAUGAGCAGUUCUAUGCUUUUUUUUCCUAACCCCAUCCGCCAUGUAUACUGUACUUGGUGCGUGUUUCGGACUCUUAUAAUGAGCCAAUAGUUGGUAGGUGCCCACUGGCUUUUCUAGUCACUUCCGCUCUAGCCACACUCACCUGUACAGCCCUCACCCAUCCCCGAGGUAGGGGACCAGGUCUUCAGCUGCUCUCGUCACAACACAUCUGGAAACCUAGUCUUUCGAUUGUGAGCAUUUGCUAGCGACUCAGAUUAACCUUAGGCCAUUAGUUUAAAAACACAGGUGUAUCUCGCAGGUAGAUUCCCAUCGUCACCCCAAGUUCCCACUGCCAGGACGCUCUGGAGCGGGCACAGGAACGAAUGCUAUUCCUGUCCUCGGCACCUUGAGGUCUCUGAUUAACCAAUGGAAGCAGAUAAUUUAGAAAACCAAAUAGAGUCUUUGGGCUGGAAAGGAGAGUCAUCCAUUCUCUCAGCUCGGAGCCCUGCCCACCAGGGAAUCAUUGACCCAAGAUGACAUGGUGUCUUGGGCUACUAAAAGCACUUCCCAGGCAGCAUUUUGUUGUAGCCCUAAGGGACUAAGAGAGUACAGUGAGUCUUCUAUCCUUUUUCAGGUGAGGAAAGAGAGAGAAAGGAAGGAUCUUGAGGAUGAUGAGUGAUGGAGUCAGCACCCGAAUCCAAGUUAUUGGACUUGCCACCCAAGACUCUUUCCUGCUUCUUCCUGGUCCUAUGGGUCAUCCAGCUUUCUCUUCCUGUGGUCAUGUCCAUCUCCUCACCUCUGACAGAGGAGACAGAACCCAAAUACAUGCAGAUGAAGCAUUUUCCCUCCUUGCCCUUCCACCCCAGCCUUUUUGCACAGAUAAUCAGGAGAUGUACAUUGAAAACUUCAUGCCCUUGACAAUCCAGACCGAUUUCCCACCCUCCGGUGGUGCUAUUUCCAGUAUUCUCCUCACAUGUUAAUUAACAGGGUACUUCAGAGCAGCACAGUUUUCUGACUGACUAAUGAAGGACUGAUUACUAAUGACUCUGGGUAUUAUGGCUCCUUGAACCUCAUAAGGUCGUGAGCAAAUUGUUGACUAGGACUGACAACAUCUCCCUUGUCUCCUCUCCCUCGCCCCUCUCAGAAAACUCUUGGAACAGUAAAAACUUCACAUCAGACAGAUGUUUGGAUUAUAUAUUAUGUCCAUCUUUUUGAGUCACUGAACCUCAAAGAUCCCUUAGUCAAACCCUAAUAUGAAACAGGAGUUUAUUCUUUAAUACAGAUGGUUACCUAGCUGCUACAUGGAUAUACCCAGUGAUGAGAAGCUCACUACCUGUUCAGGUAAUUUCAUUACUGGAAAGUUCUAAUUGUUCUCUCUUCUCUGAAACCAAAAUCUGCUUCCUAGAACUUUCUGCUGUUACUACUCAUUCUACCCUCUGGGGCUAAGCACAAGCCAAAUCCUUCUUUCCCCAACAGUCCUUUAGAUACUUAUUUCAUCUCCCCUUUAAGUUUUCUCUUUUCUAGGAUAAAUUGCGCCCCCCCCCCCUGGUUUUUCUAACUGAUCUCCAUAUGGCAUAGACUCAAGCCCCUUCACCAUACUGGUAGCUCUUCUAUAGGCACUUCCAUAUACCAAUGUCUAUCUUAGAUUAAUGUGCUCUGAAUGGAAUACUAUCCAAAUGUGUCCUGCCUGAGGAAAAGGACAGCAGGACUUAAACAGCAUCUCUUAAAAAAAAAGAGCCCAUGAUUUCCUUAGUUUUUUUGUCUGCCAUGUCACUCUUAUUGAUUCAUAAUAUUUUUGUGGUCCACUGAGAAGCCCUGAUCAUUUUCACUCAAGUUGUUGUCUAGCCACAGCUCUAUCUGAAUCAACUACACUUGAGGACAUGACCUAAUGUAGCUGUGUUCUACAUUAAAUUGACUAGACAUCUGCCCUCCAUUGUAACAUGAACCUACACAAUCAAAUUCCUUCCAUCUUAUGAUCAAAUUUUCCAUUCCAGACUUGAUCAGACCUGAGGACAGCAAGAGGAAAAACUAGGGACAGCGUGGACAGAAAGUACAAAUUUAUUACUUGCAAUCUAUUACGCAGGAGUCCCCCGAGAUGUCUCCAGCACAGAGCACUGGUUACAGAACACCAAAGCCUACCUAUAAAUGCCUAGGGGGAAAGAUAGAGGAUAGAUAUUCCUGAGACAAUAGAGUACUUUAUCUUGGGGAAAACUGAAUAAAAAGCUUAGUUCUAUAUUAAAGGAGGCUAUUUGUGGAUCCCCUGGGCCAUGUCUGUUUUACACAUUUACCAGGAGAGGGUCGAUGCAGGUCAAAAUUAAUGAAUCAAAUACUUUCCCAACAAUCUGGCGUUCAGAGAAUGUCAGAGCUGUAAGAGAUCUAAGACAGUGACUCUGCUUGGAGCAUUACAUAAACCAAAAUGAUGAGUGAAAUUCGGGAGUGGGAGUGGGGGGGACAUGAUCUGACCUAUGAUGGGCAGAUCCUCGCAAGUGACUUCUUAAUUCUCCAGAAAAUAAAAAAAAACAAAUUUUUAAAAAGCUUCCAGUAUCAAGACCAGAUUCACAGCUUUGAUUAGUCACAGGACAAAGGCAAAUGACUGGAAGAUGUCAAAUGGUGCCUGGAGUCCAUUGUUUUCUAAUAGGUUCAUUCUGUCACCCAAAAGUGUGGAGUACCAUGUGAUUCAGUGGAAGAACAUAGGCUUGGGAGUCAGGAGACCUGCAUUCUAAUUCUGGCUCUGGCCCCAACCCCAAUGUGGCCCUUCCUCUCCCUGAGCCUUCAUUGCCUUGUCUAUAAAAGGAAGAUGUGGAGAACAAACAUACCAUGGAAUCCCAGGUCUUGCCAAAAGAAGCACUUCAGUGCCUGAUAUAGAGAGAACAUUGAUACCCCAUUUUGGGAAGAAUGAGGAUAUGGUGAAGAAUGACACUAUAGUGAGGAUGAAGGAUGAGGAUAAAUAAGCAUCAGUCAACGUCUGGGAUUCCCAUGCCAGUCCACAAAUGAGCUAUGAAAAGGUCAAGAAUUCCUAAUCACUCUAGGAUCAGAGUGUCUGAUGGGAAGACCCAGAACCAGUAGCCACAAAUUAAAACCAGGGCACCAAACCCCAAAUAUGUCAAGAUGUAAUCUCUUGUUAGAAUCACAGCAUACUGAUUUAGGAAGUUUUCUGUUUCCCUCUGUUUGGCCAAAACAGAUGCAUAAUGCUAGGAACUUGUAUUACCACUUCUCUUCUUAGAAUGUAAGCUUCUCUAGACGACCCAUUCUGGUCUUUACAUCUUUUACAUCCCCCAUUCCUUUCACGGUAGACAUUUAAUUAAUGUUUGUUUCAUCAAAUUAAAUUAAACAUCAAAAACUUCAGUCAUUUCUGAAUCCAUCAAUAAUGAACCUCUUGCAUCACAAGUCAUUUCUUUUAAGACUUUUAACACUGUGCCAAUCCCUGCAUGGUUGUGUACCCAGUCAUCGGUUGGCAGCCUUGCAGCAGCUCCUCUCCACAAAUUUGGAUUCACUUUCAAGAAUAUUGUUUAAGGCUCAAAGGGUAGCAUCUUCUGAAUUAGCAGCAUUUGGAACAAAAGAAUGAUGCAGAGAACAGAACACAGAUGGUACCACUGUAGUCCCUAGCCAUCACUGGCAAUAUGGCGCCCAUCAAGAAUGCUGCAUAGCACAGCUGAUGAGGAAUGUUUUGAAGGUUUGAAUUCUUUGGUGCAAUUAGAUGUGCCCUGGCUAUUAAAAAAUUAUUCCUUAAGUUGUAUCCCACUGGCUAUGGCCCCGAUGUUUGUUUUGGGCAUCGAGUUCUUGGCAAAGAAGAAGCACUCAGGCCUGCACUUGAGCAAGCUUUCCCUCUGAAAAUGGCAGGGAUGACAAUGUAAGGAGCUCCCGUGGCAGCUGCAUCAUCUUGCGGUGUCCACACACAAAAAGUAGAGGGAAAAUGAGUCUUCUGCAGAAACAGCUGGUAUAUAUUGGCCAAGUUUUCUGUCUUGAGCUCUAUGACUAACUCAACAUUUUACAAAGCAUUGAAUGAGGUCAUCACUAGACUCCAGAACAAGAAAAAAAGUCCUCCCUUUCAUUUUACAAAGGAGAAAACUAGCCCAGAGAAGGAAGGGGACUUAAGUCAUACAGGUUGUAAACAGGCUGAGAUUAGAAUCUGGGGUUCUCUUCUGUUACAAAACUUGCUAUUUCAACAUGUCUUUUCUAGCUCUGAGAUUCUGUUUCCUGUUAUAUACCUGGCCCAUUCUUGGCCAAAUUGGUUCAAGUUAUAGAAAAACUGUCAUUAAGGAUUUGGUCCUUAUAAAUUGUAUAAUAUCAAGACAAAAGAUUCCCCAUUUAGAGAUUUUUUAAAAGUCAGAUUAUAUAGUAAACUCUUCAAGUUAAAUGAAAUUGGAUCUUUAGAGCCAACCGAAUUUCUUUAGAGUUGAGUUGAUCCCAUUAAGGAUUAGCUAGAAAUAAUUUUUUUGUGUCCUCACUAACUCCUAGGUAUCAUUCUGUUCAUUUCCCUCCUCCUCCCUCUCCCUGAGCUAAGGAAAUGUCUCACAACUCAAUAAAAUAACUGAUGGAGUCCAAGGUGAGGUUACUUGCAAUAACUGAGAGAAGAUUAAAGGACAAAGGGUUUAUCCAUCUUCCUUAGUUGGAAAUAUCACUCUCCAAAAGCAGUUUAUAUUUUCCCCUGUCCUCUCCGCUGACCAGGAGUGGGCUGGUUGGAUUGGGAUCUAGUGCUUCUGUCUCUCUCUUAUAAACUCUGGUUGGACUCAGUCAUGGGGUGUUUCUAAGAAACGGUGUCCGGGAAAACCAAAUACUAAUAAAUAUGAAUAAUAAUAUGAAUAAUAAUAACCACAAUGUGUUUUACACUGAGCGUUAUUGCGCUGCUUUUGUCUUUCUAUACUGUAGUUUUUAUAAAGAUGUCUUUUGGUUUUAAUAAAUGAGUGUGAUGUCAAUUACUCCCUCUAUUAAAAUUGGCUUUAAUGUUUCAA
Antechinus flavipes (yellow-footed antechinus) is the source of this 6945-nucleotide messenger RNA. It is a transcript of the gene SHISAL1, whose product is annotated as shisa like 1. The record is from RefSeq and is a predicted model, not a curated record. Lineage: Eukaryota; Metazoa; Chordata; Mammalia; Dasyuromorphia; Dasyuridae. The coding region runs from base 174 to 791 and encodes 205 amino acids. The transcript has 6 exons.